UUACUUGACAUUUCAACACCGGGACCUGCGUGUGGGGUAGCACAAGCUCGAAUACAUUUUUUAAGAGAAUAAUUUUUCAACCCUUAUUUUAAGCUGGCUUGUGGAGCAUAAUGGAUUCAGAUUUCGAACAACUUGCCUCAGCAAAAGGCGUUUCAUCAGAACUGUUUCUAUGGACCGCUGUAGAGCUCAUCAACGGUACCAACUUUGUGCAUCCGUUAUACGAUGACGGCAGAACGAAUCAGUCUGAAUUAGCCCAGUGUGCGCUAAGGUAUCUUCGAACUAGAGCCGCCAAGGGCGACGUUGAAGCAAAGAUCAAACUCAGUACGGUUCUUUUAAACACUACUGCGCUCCACCAGGAUAGUCGGGAGGCAGAAAUAUGGGCGAGAAGUGUCUUUGAUCGACGAUUAUCAUCCGCGCUGGCGAAUUACAUUGAAGGAGUGGAAGACGAUCUUUUCGACACAGUUCUCAAACGAGCGGAAGAGGGAUCGCCAGCCAUGUGUCAUCUUGUAGGCCUUGUUCUCUUGGAUGGUGUAGGCUUGCCACGAGAUGUUGAGCAAGGUGUAGCGUAUUUGAAGAAAGCUGCAUCCGCAGGACACAACGGAGCUCGUGUGGAGCUGGCGUCGAUUCUUGGGGAUGCGUUCAAGUAUCCCGGAGUUCAUGAUAUCCAAGAGAGUCUAUCCUUGUACGAAGAAGCAGCGAGCGACCAAGUCGAGGAAAAUAAUCUGCGACGUUUAACAGCAUCCGAUGCUCGAGCUCUCACGGACCUUGCACGGCUACAUUAUGAAGGUAAUGAAGAGGGUGGUGUGCCGCGCGACCGCGAGAAGGCCUAUCGCUAUGCACGACGGGUCGCCGAGGCAACGGGUGAACAGUACUGCCAGUAUAUCGUUGGAGACAUUUUGCUGCACGACAAAAAGGAUGCUCGGCAGGCAAUAUUCUGGCUGACUCAAUCAGGUGAACAAGGAUUCCCGCUUGCUAUCGAAACGCUGUCACGGGUAUACUAUGGUGGUCUUCCAAACGCCCGUAUCAAGCGAGACUUUGAACAAGCGCACGAAUGGUGUCUGAAAGGUGACGAUAUAUGGCCCUCUGGAUUGGGAUUCUGCCAAACGUGCUUGGGAGAUAUGUAUCGUUCCGGGUUAGGUGUACCCAAAGACCUUAUGCGAUCAUUUGAAUACUAUCAGAAGGCUGCCAGUCAACAAGAUGCCCCACAAAACUAUGCGCGAUUCAUGCUAGGUGAAAUGUUCUUCAAAGGUGAAGGAUGGCCUCAAAACUCUGCGGUAGCUUCAGAAUACUACAAACUGGCAGCAGCAGAAGAUUACCAGCCUGCAAAAGAACGGCUGGAUCAACUAGCAGCAUUGGAAGGACAGAAGAAGGCAGCAAAGGCUGCGAGCGAGGCUGCAGCACGACGGAAACCAUGGCAAUUCUGGUCCAUAUUUGGAGGCGGCAGACGAAAACCUGCAGCAACAGUUUAACCUGUCUUUUACUUUCCUUCUUUACCUUGACACAUCAUAUCCGCACUUUUGAUUAUAGAUUAUUUUACCUUUCUCAUUAUCCUUUUGCCCCUCCAUGCGCAUUUGCAAACUACCGCGCACCAUAGCAUUUACUUAAUAACAGCGCCAGAUAAUAAUAUGAUACUACCAUGAUACCCCAUCCUCCUUCAUAUUGGUCAUACAUCAGAACAUAAAUUACCCCAAAAAAUAUGUAUUAUAAGAGCUCCAUUAUUACUACUAUCGAUCUCCUGAAUCUUGAAGCGCAAGACAUAGUAAUAAGAUGCUAAGCAGAUUACAUAAUACGUUG
Zychaea mexicana is the source of this 1794-nucleotide messenger RNA. RefSeq lists its product as uncharacterized. The transcript has 4 exons. The record is from RefSeq and is a predicted model, not a curated record. The coding region runs from base 111 to 1469 and encodes 452 amino acids. NCBI's taxonomy places the organism in Eukaryota, Fungi, Mucoromycota, Mucoromycetes, Mucorales, Lichtheimiaceae. Gene Ontology annotation, molecular function: protein binding.